Molecule: messenger RNA, 2672 nt
Organism: Leptopilina heterotoma
Lineage: Eukaryota; Metazoa; Arthropoda; Insecta; Hymenoptera; Figitidae
Gene: Eb1
Product: microtubule-associated protein RP/EB family member 1
Exons: 8
Coding region: 329-1171 (280 amino acids)
Biological process (GO): protein localization to microtubule plus-end; spindle assembly; regulation of microtubule polymerization or depolymerization
Cellular component (GO): spindle midzone; cytoplasmic microtubule; microtubule plus-end
Molecular function (GO): microtubule plus-end binding
Source: RefSeq, a predicted model, not a curated record
UACUUUUCGUCGUUCUUCACAUGUUUGAGAAAUUCGGGAAAAAAUUGAUUAUUCACGUUCAACAAGUUUUUACUGUUCGCGUAAGCUAAACAUAGUUGUAAAUUUAAAACCGAGUAGUUUUCAAUCAUUGAAAUAAAUAAUUAUUUCUCAUCCAAUGAUCUUUUCUAACCAAUCAAAUAUUUAGAAACCGUUAGAAAUUUCCGUUGUAUACGCUUUUUAAACGACCUAGGGCACAUUUGUCAUUUUACGUGCGGAAACCACUCCCGUGGUUGUGAGCGGCAUUUUUGCAAAAAUUGUGACUGAUAAUUAUUAAAUAAAGAAGUCCAGGAUGGCUGUAAACGUUUAUGCGACGAAUGUGACGACGGAGAAUCUCAGUCGACAUGAUAUGCUAGCAUGGGUCAAUGAUUGCCUUCAGUCAUCAUUUACCAAAAUCGAGGAACUCUGUACCGGCGCAGCGUAUUGCCAAUUUAUGGACAUGCUUUUCCCUGGAAGCGUUCCACUCAAACGAGUUAAAUACAGAACCAAUUUAGAACACGAAUACAUACAGAAUUUUAAAAUACUCCAAGGUGGCUUUAAAAAGAUGAAUGUAGAUAAGAUUGUAGCGAUCGAUAAGCUGGUGAAAGGGCGAUUCCAAGACAACUUUGAGUUUUUGCAGUGGUUUAAGAAGUUUUUUGACGCAAAUAAUGCGGGAUCAGAAUCCUAUGAUGCACUUGCAAUGAGAGGAGGAGAAGCCAUGGGUAGCGGUGGUCAUAAUGCACCACGUGGUUCUGGAAUGGUGAAACGAACUCCUCGUGAAAUAACAGCCAAACCUGCCUCUCGAACUGGUGAGGGACCACCGUCUCCAAUACAUAUGCCUACCAUGAAGUCCGUAGGCCGAUCUUUGAAUAAAGUACCAACAAGUCGUCCUGUACCAAAGACUGGAACGGUUGGAAAUCGCGGAGAUACGGGGAAAGUUGAUGAACUUAGUUCACAGGUAAUGGAAUUGAAAAUGACCGUGGAUGGUCUGGAAAAGGAGAGAGACUUUUACUUUGGAAAGCUGAGAGAAAUCGAACUUAUGUGCCAAGAACCAGAAAGUGAAGAACCAUCUCCAAUUGUGCGAAAAAUUCUCGACGUUCUUUAUGCAACUGAGGAGGAUGGAAUUGGACAGGAGAGCGAAGAUCAGACGUUUUAAAUACUACUCAAUUGUCUUUUUUCUUUUUAUGUAAAAAAAACUAAAGGAUGGUUUUGCACCACCCGAAGAGCUAGAGGGUCACGGACACGAUGAUGAGGAGGAAUAUUAAUUAUAGUGUUUAAAAAAUUCAAAUUUUCAUAAAACAGAAAUUAAUUAAGACAAGAAUGUUUAAAACACUAUGCCUUUGCGCUAGUAUCAGUACACCUUGCAUUAUUAGUCCGCUAUUUUACAUAGCUCACUAAAGCGUUUUGUGCGUAUUUUUUUUUCUCUUUCUCCAUUAUUUGUUACAAAGUUUAUCGAAUUUUUUCUUGAAUCUCCACUAAAAAUUUUUUAUAUUUGAUUAUUCAGAAAAGAAAGAAAAAAAACGCCAUUUACGCAUUAUUAUUAUUAUUAAAAGGAAAUUCGACGAAAAAUAAUUAAUUAUUUCUUCUUCUUCUUUUUUUGUCAACUUCUUUAAUCCAAAGCACUCGGAAAAAAGUUAUAUUUUGAUUAAUAUUUUCUUUGUUUAAUUGCAAUUUGAUGACUUUAAUAUUUAAGGACGAUAAAUAAUGAAUGCAAAUGUAGUGGAAUGUUUUCUAAAUUCUUAUUGUGUUUAAAUGUGCGAGUGUUUAACUUUUUUAAUAAUACAUUUGUAUCGAUAUUAUAUCAUCUUGUAAAAUAAAAGUUUUUAGUUUUGGUUCUAAAUAUUAUGAUUUUGCUGAACGAAUCAAAGCGUGUGACUGAUUUUUUGCAAACAAUUUUUUUGUUGGCGAUAUUUUUUUCUUAUUCAUUCACAUUUUUUUUAAUUCUCUUUUUAAUAGUGAGAAAUUUUUUAUUAUAUGAAAAAAAAAUUACACACUGUAUGUAAAUUAUAUAUAUUUCUUUUUUUCGAUUCUACGUGAAGCUGUUACUCUCUAAUAGCCGUGUUGACUAAUUGUAAAUCUACAAUGAUAGCUUGACUAUUUCAUUUUCACUUUUGGGCCAUUCCAUUCAUUUUUCUUAUUCACUAGAAGAAAAUUGUUGUAAAUUUCUAAUUUGAAUUUAAAUAAAUCUAUAGAUGAAAACUUUAAAUAUUCAUAUUCCUAAACAAAAACCAAGACUUUGAAAAUAAUUUUUUAAUUCACUAAAGGCCUACUUAAAUGAAAAAACAGAAAAUAAUGGAAUGAUCCUUAAGGGUAUCGAAAUCAGUUUUCUCCUCCAUAAACUAGAAUUCAAAAAAGGAUAAAAGUAGGAUCACGAGUGCUCUGAAUUUUGACCCUUGAGAAGGCGAGAUUGUCAUGGAGAAUUUUUCAAAAAUCUCACGAGAUAGAAAUGUUGAUAACUUACAACAAUAAUAAUGUAUAAUUAUUUUAAUAUUAGUAUCUUGAAUGGAUGCAUAUCACAUUAGGAUGGUUUAAAAUUUUCCGAAAUUUAGAAAAUAAAAAUCCCCCACUUUUGUGAGGGAAAUUCUUUUUAAUUAAACACAAACAAAAAUUUCCCACAGACUGAAAAAAUAGUAGUUUACUUUGAAAUUUCGAAAAUU